AUGGAUAUACCAAAUCCCCCAACUUCCAAAUGUAUCACUUACUGGAAGAGGAAAGUUAAGUCUGAAUACAUGCGACUUCGGCAGCUUAAACGGCUUCAGGCGAAUAUGGGUGCAAAGGCUCUCUAUGUAGCAAAUUUUGCAAAAGUUCAAGAAAAAACCCAGAUCCUCAAUGAAGAAUGGAAGAAACUUCGUGUCCAACCUGUCCAGUUAAUGAAGCCUGUGAGCGGGCAUCCUUUUCUCAAAAAGUGUACCAUAGAGAGCAUUUUCCCAGGAUUUGCAAGCCAGCACAUGUUAAUGAGGUCUCUGAACACAGUUGCCUUGGUUCCCAUCAUGUACUCGUGGUCCCCUCUCCAGCAGAACUUCAUGGUGGAAGAUGAGACAGUUUUGUGCAAUAUCCCCUACAUGGGAGAUGAGGUGAAAGAGGAAGAUGAGACUUUCAUUGAGGAGCUGAUCAAUAACUAUGAUGGCAAAGUCCACGGUGAAGAAGAGAUGAUUCCUGGCUCUGUCCUGAUCAGUGAUGCUGUUUUCCUGGAGUUGGUAGAUGCUCUGAAUCAAUACUCGGAUGAAGAUGAAGAAGGACACAACGACACCUCAGAUGGAAAGCAAGAUGACAGCAAAGAGGAUCUGCCAGUAACAAGAAAGAGAAAACGACAUGCUAUUGAAGGCAGCAAAAAGAGUUCGAAGAAACAAUUCCCAAACGACAUGAUCUUCAGUGCGAUCGCCUCCAUGUUCCCUGAGAACGGUGUCCCAGACGACAUGAAGGAAAGGUACCGAGAGCUCACAGAGAUGUCAGACCCCAAUGCGCUCCCCCCACAGUGCACACCCAACAUCGACGGCCCCAACGCCAAGUCUGUGCAGCGGGAGCAGUCUCUGCACUCCUUCCACACACUGUUCUGCCGGCGCUGCUUCAAAUAUGACUGCUUCCUUCACCCUUUCCAUGCCACCCCUAAUGUGUAUAAACGCAAGAACAAAGAAAUCAAGAUUGAGCCAGAACCGUGUGGCACAGACUGCUUCCUUCUGCUGGAAGGAGCAAAGGAGUACGCCAUGCUGCACAACCCUCGCUCCAAGUGCUCCGGGCGUCGCCGGCGAAGGCACCAUGUGGUCAAUGCUUCCUGCUCCAACACUUCAGCCUCUGCUGUGGCUGAGACCAAAGAAGGGGACAGUGACAGGGACACUGGCAAUGACUGGGCCUCCAGUUCUUCAGAGGCGAACUCUCGCUGUCAGACGCCCACGAAACAGAAGGCAAGUCCGGCCCCACCUCAGCUCUGUGUAGUGGAAGCACCCUCAGAGCCUGUGGAGUGGACUGGGGCUGAAGAAUCUCUUUUUCGAGUUUUUCAUGGCACCUACUUCAACAACUUCUGUUCAAUAGCCAGACUUCUGGGGACUAAGACAUGCAAGCAGGUCUUCCAGUUUGCAGUCAAAGAGUCACUUAUCCUGAAGCUGCCCACAGAUGAGCUUAUGAACCCCUCGCAGAAGAAGAAGAGAAAGCACAGGUUGUGGGCUGCGCACUGCCGGAAAAUUCAGCUGAAGAAAGAUAACUCCUCCACCCAGGUAUACAACUACCAGCCCUGCGACCACCCGGACCGCCCCUGUGACAGCACCUGCCCCUGCAUCAUGACUCAGAAUUUCUGUGAGAAGUUCUGCCAGUGCAACCCUGACUGCCAGAACCGCUUCCCCGGCUGCCGCUGCAAGACCCAGUGCAACACAAAGCAGUGCCCGUGCUACCUGGCGGUGCGGGAGUGUGACCCCGACCUGUGCCUCACCUGCGGGGCCGCGGAGCACUGGGACUGCAAGGUGGUGUCCUGCAAGAACUGCAGCAUCCAGCGCGGCCUCAAGAAGCACCUGCUGCUGGCCCCCUCAGAUGUGGCCGGAUGGGGCACCUUCAUUAAGGAGUCAGUGCAGAAGAAUGAAUUCAUUUCUGAAUACUGCGGUGAGCUCAUCUCUCAGGAUGAGGCCGAUCGACGCGGGAAGGUCUAUGACAAGUACAUGUCCAGCUUCCUCUUCAACCUCAACAAUGAUUUUGUCGUGGAUGCUACCCGGAAAGGAAACAAAAUUCGAUUUGCAAACCAUUCAGUGAACCCCAACUGUUAUGCCAAAGUGGUCAUGGUGAACGGGGAUCAUCGAAUUGGAAUCUUUGCCAAGAGGGCAAUUCAGGCUGGCGAAGAGCUCUUCUUUGAUUACAGGUACAGCCAAGCUGAUGCCCUCAAGUACGUGGGGAUCGAGCGGGAGACGGAUGUCCUUUAG
Messenger RNA from Rangifer tarandus platyrhynchus (Svalbard reindeer), 2244 nucleotides. The record is from the annotation of a GenBank genome assembly. NCBI's taxonomy places the organism in Eukaryota, Metazoa, Chordata, Mammalia, Artiodactyla, Cervidae.